Arabidopsis lyrata subsp. lyrata is the source of this 2026-nucleotide messenger RNA. RefSeq lists its product as uncharacterized. The record is from RefSeq and is a predicted model, not a curated record. NCBI's taxonomy places the organism in Eukaryota, Viridiplantae, Streptophyta, Magnoliopsida, Brassicales, Brassicaceae. The transcript has 2 exons. The coding region runs from base 265 to 1641 and encodes 458 amino acids.
AUUAUUAUUAUGCUUUACAGAUAAGAUUUCAAUUUUAAACACCAAAAACAUUCAAUGGGUUCCCUUUUGAAUUUUUUUAUUCGUAAUCACGAUGAUGAUUACUAAUAAUAAUAUACUUAUGUCGGAUGUACAUGAAUUUCCAACUUAAUAAUCAGUUCCUUCAAAAAGAAUUAUUGCUUCAAACUAUUAUAGCUUCAUGGUAACGUGAAAAAAAGAAACGCUCUCGAGAUAUGGUGACGGCGACGCUAGGGUUUUAACCCAACAAUGCGAUUGAUUCUUCCGGUGAUACUGUUUAAAGGGGUUGUUAUGGUGGUUGGUGUUUCUCUCCGGUGGAUUAGUAGCAGGGAUGUGGCUUCCCUUCGUGGGUGGUUUGAUUCUCAGGGCUUCCCACGGGUCAGAUCUGAAGUGCCUUCGGUUCCAUCGGAUACUGCGGUGGUUGUGAUUUUUAUAUGGCGGUAUUGUGUGGUUUAUUUGGCUUCUCUCCAGUGGUGGGCUAUGAAUCGGUGCGUAUUGAGGUGGAAAGAACGGCGGCAAUGGCUUCAGGAUUCCAUCGGGUAUGAGAUGUUUGAUCAUCUGGUUUUGUUUAUUGGUCUCUUUCAGAGAUCUUCGGUGAGUUACAUGUUUAUUUUCUUUCACAAUCUCUGGGAUCUGGUAAAGAAUUUUCCGGUGAAUAUCUCUUAUCAAAACGGGAAUUGGUUACGGUUUGGGGAAUUUAAUUCGGUUGGAAAUCGGUCUGAUGUUUCUCGGUUAGUCGUUGAGGGCAGUCCAAUUGAGACACAAAGAGGAGUGGCAGACUACAAGCUGGUUGCCUAUAAAAUAGAAUCACGGUUUAAUGUUUUUACUUAUCUCAUCAAACCUUCAGAAUUUCAAAGCAUUGAGAGCCCAUUUUUAGGCUUGAGUCUCAGGUUUCGGCUGGUUCUUCUGAGAGUGUUUAUAUCUUGGGCUUGUUAUAUUCUGGUUUUUAUUGAAUUGGGGAGAGUGAUGUCUCAAAGCGGUUUGGUUAUAAAGGGCUCACAUGGUAAUAACAUAAAUAAGACUCUGAAGCUUAAGAUUAAAGUCCCAUGUUUUGAUAACUCAGCUUUGAUCGAGGGGUAUUCAAAGAGUCUGAUUGGGAGAUACAUGAACCCUGUAAUGCAGGACAUGACAUCUUUGUUACACUCGGUUAUGUCGAGAGCUUGUUGUAAGGUUAUUUUCUUAGUCAAUUUUGCUGGUCUCAAACCUCAGAUAUUAUUUGCAUACUAUUUCGUCUGCCCUUUUGAAAUAACAAUGAUAAAAGGAAUGAGUUAUCCUAUGUUUUGUUUGUUUGAUAUCUCGGUGACGGAGAUUACGGCAAAGUAUUAUCGAUUGUAUUUUUUAUCGGAAUUUUGGUAUUUGAUUUGGACACAGAUAGUAGAUAGCAAUUUACGGUCUAUGGUGAUUUCUAGUGCAAUAUGGGGAAUGACUCCUACAUUCACGAUGGGGAUCUGGUUUGGAUUAUCAAGGUUGACUCAAGGUUCGGAGAGAGAAACGAAAUCUCAAUUAACAGCGGUAUUGAGUAGAUCCCGAUCUGAUCUUGAGUGUAUGGAGUUGAGUUUCGGUAGUUGUAACAAACGGUUUUACUAUGGUUUGAUUUCCGGUUUUUUUAUGGUUGGUUGUGGAUAAUAGAAGGGUUAAAAUAUCUAGAUUUAAUUGUGAUUGGGUUUCUUUAAAGAAGAAUCAAAGGAAUGAAAGCCAUAAAUCGACGCACUAUGGCAUGGCAAAGGACUAUACGGGUGGACGCAACCCACCAAAACACAAGGCUGAUAAAUGAAGGUUUUGAGUUGGAAUUGUCAAGGACUUGAGAAUAAGGCAACUAUCGGUUAUCUUAGGGAUAUAUGGAAACAACACCGGCCAGACUUUUUAUUUCUUUCGGAAACAAAACAACUUUCUUGGUUUAUGGAAAAAUUUAUCGGUCAUUUUGGUUACAAAAAUUUAAAAACGGUUGAUCCUAUCGGUUGUAGUGGCGGUUUAGCCCUUUACUAUAAUAAUGAUUUUAAUGUUUCAAUUA